AUGAAGAAUUUUGUGUUAGAAUCAAGUUUAAUUUUGUUUGUUGUAAGUUAUUGUGUACAGCCCAUGUUAAUAGAUACAAUAAAAUAUAAUGGGUGCGCAAAUUCGAGUACAUUUAUAUUUUUAAUCCCACAUUAUUUGUCAAUGGUUAUGGUUGGUUUUUUACCAACCAAAUAUAAAUUACAAGAUUGUGAAUGGAAAAAAAUAUUAUUUAUAUCAAUUAUGGAUUUAAUAAAUCAAGUAUUAAAAAAAGUUGGAUUAAUAUAUUCAGGCUCAGCUUUAUAUGUUAUUAUAGAUAGUUCUACAUUAAUUUUUACAGCAAUGUGGAAUAAAAUAAUUUUAAAAAAAAAAUUGUUAAUUUUUCAGAUUAUUGGUAUAUUACUUAUUACAUUUGGGAUAGCAAUUAAAUCGAAUACUUUAAAAAUAGAGGUACAUGAAGAAGAAAUUAUUGGAUCAAUAUUUAUUAUGUUAAGUAAUAUAUUGACAGGUUUAGUUUUUGUUUUAAAUGAAAAAUAUAUGCAUAAAAUGGAUGGUCCAAACAUUGUAUGUUUAAUGGGCAUAUUCUGUUCUUCCGUUAUAUUUUUCUGGACGCUUAUAUGGACAAUACCUAACUUCGAUAAUCUAAUAACAAAAAAUAUUAUAAAAAAUAAUGGAAAUGUAAAUACAAUUAUUAUAGCAUUUGUUUGUCUAUUUUUAUUUAAUUUUAUUACAUCAGCAACUUUGUGGUAUAUAAUGAAAACAAAAGGAUCGUUAUAUAUUGGCAUAUUAAAAGGGUUAAAAGUUGUAAUAAUUUUUGUGUUUAGUCAUAUUUUUUUUUGUAAAUAUGAUUCAAAGCAAUGUCUAAAUUUACAUUCAUCACUUUCUGUUGUAUUUUGUAUGACCGGAGUGAUUGUAUAUUCAUACAACGACUAUUUAACAAGUAUUAAGGAUAAGUUAGUAUUAUAUAAAUUACAAAAUGACAUAGGUAGCUUUAUUAAGCCCAAAGUAUAA
Molecule: messenger RNA, 987 nt
Organism: Plasmodium vinckei vinckei
Lineage: Eukaryota; Apicomplexa; Aconoidasida; Haemosporida; Plasmodiidae
Product: drug/metabolite transporter, putative
Exons: 1
Coding region: 1-987 (328 amino acids)
Cellular component (GO): membrane
Source: RefSeq, a predicted model, not a curated record